GCACAUUUCCUUUCUAUUUCCUCUGCAGGUACAUGUAUACCCUGUGCCCAUUCAAUACGGUCUCACAAAAGAGCACAGAAGGAACAGAGGUCUCAUUAGGGUUGUGGGGGAUGUGGGCAGGACCAGCAAAGAACCGCUACAGUCAGAUGGUGUAUGAGAACGGAGAGCCGUGCUGGCAAGGAGGAUCUCGCACUACCUCUGUCACUCUGACAUGCGGAACGGAGACAGGCCUGCGAUCGGUGAAGGAACCCAGCAAAUGCCAGUACAUCAUGGACUUUGAGACUCCAGUGGCCUGUCAGCCGGUGCUGAAGCAGAGGGGCGUGCACAGCGAACUGUGACCUCCCCUUCCCUUUGCCGCCUUAGCCUGGAAUAACUUGGACCCCUGCCCUUGUUGGCUUGCCCCACAGUGACAGGCCGGGGUCCUGAGGGUCCCCUCUGACAUCUGUGUUGUCAGAACGUGUAUACUUCCAAGCAAGUUUGACUGAGGUCAGAAAGUAAUUUUUUUUUUUUUUGUAAUGAUGUUCCAUGAACACUUUUACUGUGGUUUGCAUAGACUGUUACUUUGCUAUUUUAUAACCAUUCUGUGCUUCCAUAUAGCGAUUACCGACACAUUUCUGAGACAGGAACGUUUGUGAAAUAGUUCGGUUUCAUUACCAAACAGAGCAAUAUUACAAUAAAUGAUUUCAUAAAGUCAGGCCAGUCAGGUUAAUAUAGUUGCGAAUACAACCGCCUACUUUCGACGGUGGCUUUGUCUUUCUUCUCGAUUGUAGAGUUCGCUUUAUUAUAGCCUUUAUUUAAUAUCAGAAGAAGAAAUCUUGAUAUAUCGUCAUACAUGUAUAAAUAAAAUAGUUAUAUUUUAAAAUCACCAAAAAGACCAAAAUCAAAAAAAAAAAAAAAAAGAGUCAUAAUCAGCAGACAGAAUGUUAAUAUCAAGAGUUCAGUUUUUCUUUUCCCCGACUGAAAUUUGUAGGAUUUCCAGUCACUUUUAGUCAGUUUUAAAGUAUCGAUGCCAAAGUUUAUGUUGAAUCAGAUGGGAUGGCCGGAUUGUAAAUGUUAGAUGUUUGGACAAGCGGCUGAUGGAUCAGUUUAGCUCCAACUUUGGUUUGUGUAAUUCUACUACCACACAUUUAUUUAGGUCAGAUCUCUUAAUAUUAAAAAUGAAAGAAACUGUCUAAUUCAACAUUAAUUUAAUGUACCUCUCUGUGUCAAGAGCUGACGAAUCUGGUUUAUUUAGCAGUAAACAAGACUUUUUGGUCUUCAGAGGCUCAAAUAUGUAAAUCUGUUACUUAUUUACAUUUUUAAAAAGGCCUGGAGGCUGAGAUCCAGCAGGGAAGGUCAGAAAGUAUUCAGGAACGCACAAAAACUUCUCAGUAUGUCCAUCAGAUGGUAAAGUUGUUGCAGUACUUUCCACUUACACUUGAGAAAUGAAAUAUUUGUAACUGUAUAUUAUAGAAAGUGAUUACGUUACACAUAAUUGCUGUAUUAAAGUUUUAUUUCUAAACAG
Messenger RNA from Poecilia latipinna (sailfin molly), 1504 nucleotides. Its product is annotated as glucosidase 2 subunit beta-like. NCBI's taxonomy places the organism in Eukaryota, Metazoa, Chordata, Actinopteri, Cyprinodontiformes, Poeciliidae. Gene Ontology annotation, cellular component: glucosidase II complex. Bases 33 to 338 code for a protein of 101 amino acids. The record is from RefSeq and is a predicted model, not a curated record. The transcript is spliced from 3 exons. Gene Ontology annotation, biological process: liver development; N-glycan processing.